Molecule: messenger RNA, 10207 nt
Organism: Homarus americanus (American lobster)
Lineage: Eukaryota; Metazoa; Arthropoda; Malacostraca; Decapoda; Nephropidae
Product: zinc finger protein jing-like
Source: RefSeq, a predicted model, not a curated record
GUGGCAGUGAGUCAGCGGCUACUUCCCCUGCGGUGUGUGGUGUGCCGCGCCAAGAUCCUGAGACUGCGGCAGGCCCGGGACUCCCCCUUCCCGACUUCCGUGUCUCAGUACUCUAUGGCCGCCGUCGCCGCCUCCGCCAGGUGUAUGCCCACGUCAUCGUCACUCUACUCGUUCGGCUCCGGGUCGUCAGGGAUCUCAGGGUUGUCCAACGUGAGUAGCGCCAGCUCGAGCAGCGGAGGAUCCUACCGGAGUGUGGGGCGAGGCAAGCUGGGGCGGCCCAUAGCGGUGUACUCAACCAAGCGCCUCCCGCCGGGCAAGAAGGUAAGGUACACGGUGUCGAGCAAGAGUGGAGCACGCAGCAAGGAGCCGCUGAAGGGGGGACUACCACAAAUUAGAAUUGACGAGUACCAGGAGCCCCCGUGUCGGCCUCCACCCAUCUCCCGUCCGCCUCGGGUUCACAUUAGAGAGAAUAAGGUGGCCCCUCAGGAGACCCUGGGGAGACUACCCACCAUCAAGGAGUACACGGAGUUCAUCACCGAGAAGGAGCUGGAGAAGGAGAAAUCAUCCUCCACCAGAAUAAGGUGUGCCCAAAAAUUGGUGAGCCAGAUCGAGCACCAUCAUGGAGUGCCUCCACGGGUCCGAAGCCCCAAGGCCUCGUCUUCUUCGCCUUCCCCGUCUCCGGCCAGGUCCCCUACUGCCAUGGCCGCAGCCGCAGCAGCUACGGCUGUCGCGGCUGCUGCAGGAGGUAGUGGGGCCUCAAUGAAUAGCCUGCAUGCUCGGGCUCUGUCCAGGUCCCCGUCAACGUCGCCGUCAGGAGCGUCCAGCACCAGGAGUACCCCCGACAAGAAGAACCACAGCAGUAUGAGCCGGAGAGAAUCGUCCAGCUCUGCAGCCUCACUCAAAAGUAACCUCUCCGUGGCCAGCAGCGCCUCCGUCAGAAGUAGUUCCUCCGUGCACAGUAACUCCUCCUACAAGAGUGCCUCCUCCGUCAAGAGCAUCACUUCCGCCAAGAGUGGAGUCUCUGUCAAGAGCGGAAUGUCCACCAAAAGUUCAGCGUCGACGAGAAGCAGCACGUCCACUAAGAGCACCACGUCGGGCAAGAGCACAGGCACUGUCAAGUCGGUCAAGUCUGUCAAGUCGGUCAAGUCGACCAACUCAAAGAAGAAAGAACCAGAGAGUAAAGGAGUGAGAAGAAAGGAUAUUUGUGAUAAGAAAACAGAGACAAAUGACAAGAGAGUAAAGCAGACAAAGGGUGAGAGUAAGAUCAAGGCGUUGAAGAAAAGGUUUGAGGGCAAAGAAUAUCAAAGACUACAGUAAGUUAAGACUGCACAUAACGUGGUGGAGAGGUGUUGCUCUUUGCAAAACUCUGGUAUAAAUGCUGGUUAUGUUUACUGUCCGAAGAGUGAGUAAUGAUAGUGUUUCAUUCUACUGCCCGUCUUCCAGGGGCACCGACCGUGCACGUGCUGCCGUCUGGGCUCGUUCGUAUACAGUCAAACCCGCCAAAUUCGUCGGCAAUAAAGGCCACUCUUAGUGUAGGCAUUGCAAUACAUAUCUUUAUCGUUGGUGUGUUCGUUAGAAAUGCAUUAUAAGGAAAGUGGGUUCCCACUUGCACUCUUCUCCUCCUCUGCCAUGACCUCUGGUGGUGAGGUGGACAAGGUUCUCCCCCAGGAGUGGCUGACACUCACUCCCAGAGUAUCAUGGACAAUAACAGACACUUACGGUGACUGUUGCAAUAAUUCAGAUGGAUGAUUACGAGUUAAAACAACAUAUUUUUGCAACAAACUAUGGUGCAGUUACAUGAACAAGACGCUGGAGUAGUGUCGAGAAUCGUAAAGUUAGUGAAAUGGAUGAAGCGUAGCCCUGCAAGGGGUCACUGAAUAGUUCUUCCAUUUGUAUGGACUGGCCCGCACCAAUGGCCUUCAUGGUGAUACGGAACAUAGAGAGACCUACCGUCGUCCAGCCAGGCAAUACAGUAGCCUUGUAUAUGUAGAUAGGCUGAGAGUAAACUAGCUAGAUUCAUAUGUUAUUCGGAAGGAGACUUCACAAUGUUGUAAUGCUGGCUUUUGCCUCCUGAGAGUCAGCCCAUGAUGCCAUCAGCAGCCGGCCGCCUCCCUGCCAACCCCUGGCAGGACGUGACCGCCACUAGUACCAGCUCAACUCCACGGUACUUGCUGGAUCACAGUGUGUGACAACAGGCGGGUUUUGGCGGCAGGAGAAAGAGGCGUCCGCUGCCUCUGUCUACGUGAGUCCCAAAUUAUUUUAUUAUUAUACGUACAUAUACAGUACAUAUGAUUAAUUCACUCUUUAUUUACAAAAUUAACGACUAAUACUGGUUUCUUCUUGAAAACUAUAUGAUGAUGUUUCGUUCAUUAAUCUAUGGUCUGAAUUCAUUGGAUACACUAGACGUAAACACACUGGUGACGGCGGCUGCUGCUCUUCUGUUUGCCGCCACAACCCGUCUUUGGCACCAUAAAGUGUUGCCAUCCAUGUGGCUACCAGAUACGCCAUGAGUUACAAAGUUACACUCCUUCCAUUAGAUGUAAGAUCAAGAUUUUCUGUAAUAGGACUUCCAGGUAAUGUUCUUUCUCGAGUUCUUCAUUAACUUAUGCUCUUGUUUACUAUUUCCAACAUGAAAACGAUUUAGCCUACAGCAUUUCUUCUAUCGUUUGGAUCCCUUAAGUUGCUUUUUUAUACCCAGUUGCAUACUUCAACAUUGUAAACUCAAGGAUGGAGGUAUUGCUAAAGUAUUACGUAAACUUAGUCAACAUUUUAGCCAUUCAGUCCAAGUUGCCAGACACCACCCGCGACACUAAUAGCCUCCUCUCGCCUCUACACUGGAACACCUUGCUCGGCCUCAAGACCUCUGGACACGCCCCUCGAGUAUCAGCAGCUCGGGUGGUGACUGGUACUUUGGGCUUUAGAGUGAAAUAUAUAGAUAAAAAUGUACAAGUAGAAGUACACUCCGACUGUCUCACGGCCGCCAUGGUUCCAAGGCUCCUGGUGGUUGGGGGAGACAAAAGAAGAGUCAGUAAUGGGUUGAGUGACAUAGAUAUCAGACGACAAGAGUCAUAACGUCCACCCAGGCAGCCUCAGGGAUUAAUGGCGGCUCACUGGAGGAGGUCGGAGGUAUUAGCUCAAAUACUUAGUACUUGUAAGUUUCACUCGUUUUUUAAAACUACGAUUUGAAUCAUCUUCAUCGAAACGCAUUUGUACCUUGGCCAAAUUGUAGUGAUUUUUCAAGAUAAACAUUUAUAUUUACUACCCUUGUCGCCGCGGGCAGCCCCAAUGUUAGUGUUCUUUGUUUACCAGGACCCACAGAGGACUUGGCUGUGUAGGACAGUCGUCACUGGCUGCCCCACGCCGCGCCCUUGAGGGAGACCUUGUGUACGAGUUGGCCUUCACCUUCUUGGUUGCUCGCCAUUGUCAAGGAAGGUUCUCACUAGUGGCUGUCUGGGACUUUCAGGGAAUCAUUUACAGUCCUGCACCAUGAGCUGUCAGGAUGAGGUAAUAAUGUGACCAGGAAAGGAAUAUUGAAAUAAUCUUUACUGUACAAUGAUAUACUUGUCAAAGAAAAUUGCUGCGGACAAUCACUAAAGUUUGAAAGGAUUCGUCAAUCACUUAUAACACCUGGACGGUCAUAUGUGUCCAGGUGGUUGACAUGAAAACAACGGGGAGGGGCGUUAGUAGUGAUGCUGUCACGUAGCAGCGAACGAUUUGCCGCGUCUUAAUAAUCCGGCUGUUAGUCACGCACCCUCGGCGUCACAGUACCCUCGGCGUCACGGUACCCUCAGGAAAUAGUCAGUCCCUCCUGAACAACGUCUAGUUAACUGCUGCUCCACCAUAGUAAACGUCAGUCACCCGCGGCCAGAUUUACUCCCCGACACCUGCCAGCAGCUCGGUGGCUGUCAGUACCUCUCUCAUCCUCUACUUAUAAUCAAACAGUCUCGGGACCUCGUUGUUGUGAAGAGCCUCAGCUGAUCCGGCCGCUGGUGUGUGUUGUAAGUCUCACAUAAGAAGAAACGUCCCGUGAGGAAGAGUUGUUUGUCCUCACGACUUCCACAAGACUUUAUGAAUUAAUUGUCAGGAUUACAAUAUUUCCUGUAAAAAAUAAUGAACUAUAAAAUAUAUUUUGGACUGACGACGUUGAACAUUUAUCUCAACUUUCAUUGUUAGUACAGUACAAUACAGUACAGUACAGUGCAGUACAGUACAGUACAGUACAGUACAGUACAUAAAUAUAUACCUGCAGUACUUUCUGGUUGUGUAAAAUGUCAUCACAUGUAAGACUGACGACCAUCGUACAUUAGUUGUGUCCGGGGCUCCACCUGUUGCUGUCCCGCGCCAUCACUGGGGUCACGUCCUUGUUACACCAGGCACUAGAGGUGCGUAAUCUUGCCAAGUGUGACCCGAGUAGAGAGACACUGUAAAUCAAUUUGUACUGGACUUUCUGGAGGGAGUCACUGAGAGCUAGCAUAUUCGAAUCCAAGCGUAGUUAAAAAUCUGGAGAGUCGGCUUGAGCGUUCACCUUCAGCCCAAGGGGUCGCCGAUGACUUUACACUCUGGUUCGACAGCUGUGUUUACCCUGCCAUCACCUGUCUUCUGUGGCCCAGACCUUGUUGAUCUGGUAAAGUUGUCUGUCAGUGUCUAGAGAUUGAUUGGCUCUCCAGACUAACAACAUUGGUUCAUCAACAAGGUUCUCAUCAUGUUGAAACUCAGAUUAAUCCCCUGUUUAGAGAAUCGGGUGGAACCGUCGGCUGGAAAAAAGGAUGAAAGACCUGCCUUCUGUAUACCGCUAACUCCAUGUUCUGUAUUUUGUCUUGAGAUAUUGGGCGAGUCUCAGAAGUUGGUGCCAGUCAUUAUUUAUUUAUUACACUGUGACUUACUCUAAGUUAUCUCAAACGAAACGUAAUCUAACCGAAUUCAAGUUAACUAAAUCAGCAGUGUUGAAAAAAAUCAGGGUUCGGAUCUAGGUUCAGUUCCGGAUUUGGUUCCGACUUUUUGGAUCGUGGAACUUUUUUGCCUUAGUUUGCUCUGUACUGUACACUCACCAACAAAAACCCUGUCGCCUCAUCUGCCUGUCCAUGAACCCAGAGAUUCAGAGACCUCGCAGUUCUCUGAAUCUCGUUUCAUGAAGAGGCAGGUAAGGCGAGAGAAUUUUUGUUAUCGAGUGUACCUGUCUCUCUUGACGUGACUGAAAAUGAUCUUACCACACAAGAAACUCAUUUUUUUUUUAAAGUGCAUCUCAAAGUAGCGUUUAGAUUGUGUCUCGAACAGCUGAACACUCCACCACUGAUCUCACCAAUGUUAAACAAAAUUCUUACAUCUUAGAUAUUCAUUUCUGGAGGUAUUUGGUGUUUCUGCUUACACGAGGAAGAACUACUGAAUUAUUUUACCUUUAUGAAUCUUGUUCUCGUUGUGUCUGGUGUAACAUGGACGGAGCUGCUACAUCACCCUUCUAUACCCACGACCUAGCCUUCAUAGGUGUCAGGGAUAACGUCACCAUUACCUUCCAAUACUUGUCUCUUGCUCCUCACAACUGGGAUAACUUUUUAACUGGUUUUCCUUCAAUCCUCGAGUCUGUUCACUAUUUUAUUCCUACCAAGUCAUCUGCUGUAUUAUUUAGGGAUUGUCCUGACUUUUGUCGUUAUCAUCGUCUAUCGUUGGUGGACACGUCAUUAUCGCUGUUGGGUGUGGUGGUGGUGGUGGUGGGAUAACUGACGUAAAAGUAUAUCUCGUGUUGGGGGAGUCAGACCUGUUCCUUGGGGCUGGUCCUGUGAGGUUACUUCUAUAUAUAUAUAAAGGUUUUUCUAUCGUUUUAAAUACUCCCGUGGUGAAUUUUCUUAAGUGGCCCUUGUAAGUUAUUAUAUAGAAUCUUGGAGUUAAAUUUUAGAUUCCACUCCCUGUCAGAUGUCUUUGCUACGCCCGUAAGAUGUGUGUGAGUUUGAUGCGCUUUUUGUUUUCUGUUGUCUCGGUUAUUGAUGCUUCUUUUGCUACGUGCGUUUUAUUUUGUUUUAUUUUGUUUUUUAAUGGAGAAGCCGAGCUGUUUGGACUUUACAAAAUAUCUAAGAGUAUUUUUUGGGGGUUAAUUCUGGUUUGUUUAUGGAGUGUGAGAGGCUGCCAGAAGAAGAGUGAUCGAAGAACUAGUUUACGGGACGUCUUUUCUUCAGCCAUUUGGUUCAGUUCCUAAUGAUAUGUUUCUGAGGUUGCAAGGUGAGCAUGCAUUAUGUUAACUGUUAUAACUUAGUAAUGCUUGGCUUCACUUAUAGGAGCAUUUAUGUUGCAACUUCUAUUUAUUUUUGGCUUCAUCAACUGCUUUCUUUGCUACGUCUGCAAAGGUAGUUUGUUAUUUGCUCUUGGCUUCUUCUUUCUUUCUUUCUUGUUAUUGCCUUUAUUAUUUAUGAUUUCUCUUUAUUUCUUCUAUCUAUGGGUGUGGCAUGGCUACUGUCCUGUGUGUGUGUGUGUCAUGUAGCGCCUCAAGUUGCGUACAGUUAAAUCUUGCAACUAAGGCCACAAACAGAGCCUUCAGGGUAGUGCAGUACCUCGUCAGGGUAGUGCAGUACCUCGUCAGGGUUCCUUCAGCCAGGUGAGUACACUGACUCUCUUUAAUAUCAACUCAGGUGUAAACUAUCUUGCUGAAAACCAAUAUUCAUGUUAUAACGCAUCUCUGUUAUGACCGUCUCCUACAGCCUUCGUUUCUUGGCCUGGGUAAAGACUUGUUUAUCGUCGUCUCUUACGGAAUAUUUCACCCAGUGGCUCUUGUCUCAGUCUUCCUGCGGGAUCUUUAAUUUCGUGUUAGGUUCGUCUUGUUAUGUUACCACACCUCCAUCUCUACUAAUAUGACAAUGAGGAUCACGGCCUUAUAAUAUAUAUACUGCUUUUCAUUCCUUCAUUAAAAUCUUGUCAACAACAUAGUUCUCUCACUUGUUGUGUGUCCGGCCUCGAGUACCUCCAGGUGACCGAGGUACUCUGUUUUAUGGCACAGUUGAUGCAUUGAUGGAGUUUGGUGGUGAUGGUUGUGUGAGGUGGAGGUGGUGGUGGUGGUGGUGGUGGUGAUGGUUGCAUGUGGUGGUGGUGGUGGUGUUGGUGGUAGUUGUGUGAUUUGGUUGUGUUGGUGGUAGUUGUGUUAGGUGGUGAGGCCCAGGUGAUGUUGUUAUGAAUAUCUGAACACUUUCCUGGGCCUCUCCUGACAACUCUGUACAGUACUGGGGACACACUGAGAGGCAUAAGUGCUAGGGACACACUGAGAGGCAUAAGUGCUAGGGACACACUGAGAGGCAUAAGUACUAGGGACACACUGAGAGGCAUAAGUACUAGGGAGUCAGUGAGAGGCAUAAGUACUAGGGAGUCAGUGAGAGGCAUAAGUACUAGGGACACACUGAGAGGCAUAAGUGCUAGAGACACGCUGAGAGGCAUAAGUACUAGGGAGUCACAGAGCCAUAACACCAGGUGGCCGUUCUCGAUGAUAUGGUCUACUCUACCCUGACAGCUACAGCUCCUCCUUGAUGAUCGUGUAUGGGACAAAUUCUCCAUCGUUGGCCCCAGGUCGUUCAGUCUUCGUUACCGCUUAAGUGUACCGACGUAGGAGAACUGCUGGACAGGGAACAUAUAAGACAUAAGGAGAGCGAUAGAGGCCUCAUGUGUCGUCAUCUUCUGGUCUCGUCAAGGGUGGCAGGAGGCAGGAUCUUUGCUUUCUCUUUCGAGGUUUUGUUGAAGGUUACUGAAGAUUUGCCACGAUGUUGAUGGCUCAUUUAGCAGUCCUUAGACAUUCUAGUUUCUUGUUGACUUCAGAAACACGUAUCUCAAAUUUAUUCAUCCAUGUACGUAUUUAGUUGGAUAUCCCGGGCCAGGCGAGGUGUAUCAUAAAACCCCAUUGGAGAAAACGUGGAGACAAUCACUGCCACGAACUGCAGCCCCGGCGCGUCUUCUGUAGUGAGUCCUCGGGAGAAUGAGAGGUCAGAAAAUAAAAAACCCGCCAGUCUCAGAAUCCCUAUUGGCGCUCCACGGUAUUAAAGUAUCAAUGUACCUCCUGAAGUAACUUAAUGGGCUCUCACCUGGACACGUCAACCAGGGUGUGACCUCUAGAACCAAGUGACCAUGAUGUAACGGAGGAUAAAAGAAUGACACAGUAAAGUAACAACCAGCGUAAUGUUGCAUUAAGGUCGUUCUGUAUACUAGAACAUUACGUGGAGAUAACCUUUAAAUGAACGUCUCCUGUCACAUUACUGAACGUCUCCAGUGUUUAUUGAUCGUUUCCAAUCACUCUACCGAACGUCCCCAGCCUCUAUCGAACGUCCCCAGUCUCUUUUGAACGUCUCCAGUCUCUUUUGAACGUCUCCAAUCACAUUAUUGAACGUCUCCAGUCACAUUAUUGAACGUCUCCAGUCUCUUUUGAACGUCUCCAAUCACAUUAUUGAACGUCUCCAGUCACAUUAUCGAACGUCUCCAGUCUCUUUUGAACGUCUCCAAUCACAUUAUUGAACGUCUCCAGUCUUUACCGAACGUCUCCAGUCACUCCAUAUCAAGUGUCGUUAUCAUCAUAUCCCACAGAAACUUAAAAAUACCUUCAGUCAACACAGGGCAUUAAUCACCUCCUCCCACCAGCCAGUUCCUUAGAGAGGGUCAUCGUGCCAGUGACCGACUACAACCACCAGACGCCACAGUCCACUAAUGAAGUCUUCCCUUGACUUACUUUCAGCUUUUCUUUUUUUUUAACAUUCAUUUCUUAAGCCAUUUUAACUUAAAUUUCAUGUACGAUGCAAAUACUAUAACGUCUCAUAGCUCCCACACCCUUAUGUCUUCCUAUGCCUACUACAUUAUCUGUCUAAUCCAUAUUUAUAUUUAAUAAAACUAUAAAAUAAUAUAAAUUACAACUCACUGUUUUUUUUUAAUACCGAGGACACGUUAACACCUUCCCCCCAGGACCCUUUAAUUACUUACCUUAAUCAGAAAAAAAGAAAGAAAAAAAAAAAAACAUCGAUAAAUUCUACGUUUCCACACCUUGCACGUUUAAGUUCACCUGUAAUUAGUAAUGGGUUUAAACAAAGAUGGUGGGUGUGUGACUAUGAAGGUUCUCAAGAUUAUCUAAAGGAAUGGUCCAGGUGUGUACUAAUGUUUACUUUACUAAUUAAUGGGUUAAACAUCUCACAGUUACCAAUCUAAUGAGGUAAAAUCACCUCUAACAAUCAUUCUAACAACAUCUACUCACCCUAACAAUCAUUCUAACAACAUCUACUCACUCUAACAAUCAUUCUAACAACAUCUACUCACCCUAACAACCAUUCUAACAACAUCUAAUCACCCUAACAACUAUUCUAACAAAAAACUCACCCUAAAAAUUAUGUCAACUCAACCAGACACAGAGAGAGAGAGAGAGAGAGAAUAUUAAACAGGUAAUUACACAAAAAAAUCGAUUCCUUUAUGUUCAUUAGCUGACACAGGUAAGAACUCUUAAUUAAUUGUCUCCUUUACGUCACUACCACGUGCUCAGGUGAUGACAACUAUUACCAUGAUAAGUAACAUGAAUGGUUUAAUUACGUCAGAGAAAAUACAGAAAAUUUCCGAUGACUUUCAGAUUUGUACCCCAGUUUAUUUCACCUGAUGACUCAACACCCUAACGCUAACCUAACCUAACCCUCUCCCAGGUAGCAUGAGAAUGUUUAAUUACUAUACAACAUCAGGUAAAAUAAGCUAGUGGUACCUAUAGUGUUCAUGUGUUCAAAUUAACCACGAACAACACAGCUCUCAUGGUACAAAGUUGUUCAUGAAAUAUAACACAGAAAGUUCAUUAUUAAAAGACACGAGAGGAAAAAAUAUAUAACCACAGAUGACCCUGAACUUUAAUUCUGUCAAUAUCCUGUCUGUCCACAUCCGGCCUGUCUACAUCCGGUCUGCCUGUAGUAUAAUAUUCACAAACAGACGGAUAUCCAACUAUAUAAUAAUUCUUUCUCACUUUGAAUUAAUGUCGAACAAUAAAUUCUAAUAAUUUUCUUACUUAAUUUGCUUAUUUUAUUUAUUUUGUCUUCUUUACUAUUUCUUCCUUUAUUAUGUCUUCCUUCUUUACAUAUUUAUUCCUAUUCUACAUAUAACCAUCUAUCGUAAGGAGUAAUGUUUUUUUUCAUAUAUGGUAACACUGAAAUAACUCACUCCAUGUGUAAUUGAAAGCUAUAAAAAAAAAGUCUCACCUGCAACUCAUUAAAGUCUACCUACC